CGCAAGCGCGGGCGCGUCCUUGCACGUAUGGACUCGCGCACGCGCGCAAGGGCGGGAGGGCACAGGCACGACAAGGCGACCGAAGUGCCACCCAGGUGCUCUCCCCCGUCCGCAGGGGUGGUUCUCUCAGUUAGUGCCUUUGUUUUGUCCUCAAAUCACAUUUGCUCUAAUUGUUGUCACAAUGACCAAGUCUUUCUCUGGCAAGUCUCUUGGCAUCAACGCCGGUCACAUCGUCACCGUCCGCGAGCUCCCCACCCGCCCCGUCCAGCGCAAGGGUGUCGUCUCCAAGCGCGUGAAGCACGUCCGUGAGCUCAUCCGUGAGGUCGCCGGUCUUGCCCCCUACGAGAAGCGCAUUAUCGAGCUUCUGCGCGUCGGCAAGGACAAGCGUGCCCGCCGCCUCACCAAGAAGCGCCUCGGUACCCUCGUCCGCGCCAAGCGCAAGGUCGACGAGAUGUCCGCCAUCCUUGUCCAGCAGCGCCGUGGUGCCUAAAUGCGUGCCUACGACACUCCUCCAGCUUUCUCUCUUGGAUUCAUACUCAAUAAACGCCUGCGCGCGCGCAUUUCCUCGAGCAGGAGACCCUCUUGUUCCACGAGAGAGCAGCAACCGCACAAGGCGUGGAUGGACUUCCCUUUCUGUUCUUCUCCUCCUCACUCUGUCUCUGCCCAUCUUCGUGCCCCUCUCGCGCGCCCCUGUCUUGCCGCUGGCGGUUUUUGGCUCCUCCCUCCUCCUUCGCCUCGGUCUCUCCCCGUCGUCGCCGUGUGCGCGCCGGCCAGGGGAGGGAGAAGGUGCAGACGCGUCGUCGGGCAACGCGCGGCGGUCGGGGAGGGGGGGCGAGUAGCCGAG
Fonticula alba is the source of this 844-nucleotide messenger RNA. Its product is annotated as 50S ribosomal protein L36e. The transcript is spliced from 3 exons. Gene Ontology annotation, biological process: cytoplasmic translation. Gene Ontology annotation, molecular function: structural constituent of ribosome. Gene Ontology annotation, cellular component: ribosome; cytosolic large ribosomal subunit. The record is from RefSeq and is a predicted model, not a curated record. Bases 182 to 490 code for a protein of 102 amino acids. Lineage: Eukaryota; Rotosphaerida; Fonticulaceae.